Messenger RNA from Oncorhynchus masou masou (cherry salmon), 5278 nucleotides. Its product is annotated as Golgi-associated plant pathogenesis-related protein 1-like. The record is from RefSeq and is a predicted model, not a curated record. The transcript is spliced from 5 exons. The coding region runs from base 239 to 703 and encodes 154 amino acids. Lineage: Eukaryota; Metazoa; Chordata; Actinopteri; Salmoniformes; Salmonidae. Gene Ontology annotation, cellular component: extracellular region.
GAGAGGGGGGGGGAUAUUGUGUGUGUGGCCAAGGAAAAGGCAGGGUGUGUAAGAGUGAGAGAGGACAGAAGCAAAAGAUUUGAGAAAGACUAGUUUACUAGAGGGAGAAGUGUGAGCAAGAAGAAUAAAGGUUACAAAGAAAAAUAGGAAUACAGAAAGGGAGAGAGGGACAGAAACAAAGUCAUAGCAGCUGCUUCAGAGGACUGAGCCAAAGGGAACAGGAGAGAAUUUCUGCGCCAUGGGCAAAUCAGCUUCUAAGCAGUUUUCGGGGGAGGUGUUGCGUAGUCAUAACGAGUAUCGUAGGAAGCACCAGGCGCCCCCUCUGAAGCUGAGCAGCAAGCUGAGUAGAGAUGCCACUAGGUAUGCUGAGUCUCUGGCCAGCACACGGAUCCUGAAGCACAGUGUUGAGUCCAGUAAGGGGAGCUGUGGCGAGAACCUGGCCUGGGCCUCCUAUGACCAACCAGGGAAGGAUGUGGCCGACCGCUGGUAUGACGAGGUAAAACAAUACAACUUCAACUGCCCCGGCUUCUCCUCUGGCACAGGUCAUUUCACAGCAAUGGUGUGGAAGGGCAGUAAGAAGCUGGGUGUGGGGAAGGCCAGUGUGUCAGAUGGCUCGUCAUUCGUGGUAGCCAGGUACUUUCCAGCAGGGAACAUCACCAACCAGGGACACUUUGACAACAAUGUCCUGCCACCCAAGGAAUGAGGAACAUAUUGACCCAUCACUCUCAUCCCCCAGGAGCUGACCAUCCAAAAGACAUUGGCACUUUGACUUGACUUUAUAUACAGUGGCAAGAAAAAGUAUGUGAACCCUUUGGAAUUACCUGGAUUUCUGCAUAAAUUGGUCAUCAAAUUUGAUCUGAUCUUUAUCUAAGUCACAACAACAGACAAACAAAGUGUGGUAAAUGAAUAACACACAAAGAAUUGUAUUUUUCUUGUUUAUAUUGAAUACAUCAUUUAAACAUUCACAGUGUAUGUUGAAAAAAGUAUGUGAACUUCUAGGCUAAUGUCUUCUCCAAAAGCUAAUUGGAGUCAGUAGUCAGCUAACCUGGAGUCCAAUCUAUGAGACGAGAUUGGAGAUGUUGGUUAGAGCUGCCUUGCCCUAUUAAAAACACACGCAAAUUCGAGUUUGCUUCUCACAAGAAGCAUUGCUUGAUGUGAACCAUGCCUCGAACAAAAGAGAUGAAGAAUUGUUGACUUGCAUAAAGCUGUAAAGGGUUACAAAAGUAUCUCUAAAAUCCUUGAUGUUUAUCAGUCCACAGUAAGACAAAUUGUCUAUAAAUGGAGAAAGUUCAGCACUGUUGCUACUCUCCCUAACAUCUCUGUUACCGAGUCUAUGAUAGUAAAACACUAAACAAGAAUGGUGUUAAUUGGAGAACACCACAGAAGAAGCCACUGCUGUCCAGAAAAACAUUGCUGCACAUCUGAAGUUUGCAAAAGUGCACCUGGAUGUUCCACAGCGCUACUGGCAAAAUUUUCUGUGGACAGAUGAAACUACAGUUGAGUUGUUUGGAAGGAGGACGCAACACUAUGUGUGGAGAAAAAAAGGCACAGUACACCAACGUCAAAACCUCAUCUCAACUGUAAAGUAUGGUAGAGGGAGCUUCAUGGUUUGGGGCUGCUUUGCUGCCUCAGGGCCUGGACAGCUUGCUAUCACCGACGUAAAAAUGAAGUCCUAAGUUUAUCAAUACAUUUUGCAUGAGAAUGUUAGGCUAUGUGUCCGCCAAUUGAAGCUCAACAGAAGUUGGGUGACGCAACAGGACAACGACUCAAAACACAGAUGUAAAUCAACAACAGAAUGGAUUCAACAGAAGAAAAUAAACCUUCUGGAGUGGCCCAGUCAGAGUCCUGACCUCAACCUGAUUGAGAUGCUGUGGCAUGACCUCGAGAGCAGUUCACACCAGACAUCCCAAGAAUAUUGUUGAAGUGAAACAGUUUUGUAAAAGGAAUGGUCCAAAUUUCCUCCUGACCGUUGUGCAGGUAUGAACCGCAACUACAGAAAACGUUUGGUUGACGUCAUUGCUGCCAAAGGAGGGUCAAUCAGUUAUUAAAUCCAAGGGUUCUCAUACUUUUUGCACCCUACACUGUGAAUGUUUACACAGUGUGUUCAAUAAAGACGUGAAAGUGUAUAAUUGUCUGCGUGUUAUUAAGUUAAGCAGACUUUGUCUAUUGUUGUGACCUAGAUGAAGAUCAGAUCAAAUUGUAUGACCAAUUUAUGCAGAAAUCCAGGUAUUUCAAUAGGGUUCACAUACUUUUUCUUGCCAGUGUGUGUGUGUGUGUGUGUGUGUGUGUGUGUGUGUGUCUGUGUGUGUGUGUGUGUGUGUGUGUGUGUGUGUGUGUGUGUGUGUGUGUGUGUGUGUGUGUGUGUGUGUGUGUGUGUGUGUGUGUGUGUGUGUGUGUGUGUGUGUGUGUGUGUGUGUGUGUGUAUAACAAAACCACUGUGACUAACAAAUGCAUAAAAUGUAUAUUAUUAUGCACACCAUUGACCAAACCCAGACCAUGGCAGCUGUGCCUUCUGGAGGUGUACCGGCCACCCAACUGCAUUUCGACCUACUCAUUCCAUCAUUAGUGGGGAUAGAGAUUCACCUGUGAUGUUGCUACAGUAAUCUACUCACUUAGACAUUUCCUGAAUGCUUAAACCUUUGGUGACUGGAUGGUAUUUGUAAGGAAACAGUUGAGUUGAGAGAGCAUAGUAAAAUAAUUUCUGUUGAAUAUAUAUAUAUAUAUAUAUACACAUACACACCUACUCAUUCAAGGGAUUUUAUUUAUUUUUACUAUUUUCUACAUUGUAGAAUAUAGACAUCAUAACUAUGAAAUAACACAUACGGAAUCAUGUAGUAAACCAAGAAAGUGAUAAUUAAACAAAUCAAAAUACAUUUUAGAUUCUUCAAAGUAGCCACCCUUUGCCUUGAUGACACCUUUGCACUCUUGGCAUUCUCUCAACCAGCUUCACCUGGAAUACUUUUCCAACAGUCUUUUGGCUACUUUUCCUUCACUCUGUGGUUCAACUCAUCCCAAACCAUCUCAAUUGGGUUGAGAUUGGGUGAUUGUGGAGGCCAGGUCAUCUGACAUGGCACUCAUCACUCCCCUUCUUGGUCAAAUAGCCCUUACACAGCCUGGAAGUGUGGUGAGUUAUUGUCCUGUGGGGAAAAAUGAUAGUCCCACAAAGCGCAAACCAGAUGGGAUGGUGUAUCACUGUAGAUUGCUGUGGUAGCUAUGCUAGUUAAGUGUGCCUUGAAUUCUAAAUAAAUCACCGACAGUGUCACCAGCAAAGCACCAUCACACCACCUCCUUCAUGAUUCACGGUGGGAACCAUACAUGCAGAGAUAAUCCGUUCACCUACUCUGCGUCUCAGAAAGACACGGCAGUUGGAACCAAAAAUCUCAAAUUUGGACUCAUCAGACCAAAGGAAAGAUUUCCACAUUCUCAUGUCCAUUGCUAGUGUUUCUUGUCCCAACCAAGUCUCUUCUUCUUAUUGGUGCCCUUUAGUAGUGGUUUCUUUGCAACAAUUCGACCAUGAAGUCCUGAUUCACACAGUCUCCUCUGAACAGUUGAUGUUGAGUUAUGUCUGUUACUUGAACUCUGUGAAGCAUUUAUUUGGGCUGUGAUUUCUGAGGCUGAUAACUCUAAUGAACUUAUCCUCUGCAGCAGAGGUAACUCUGGGUCUCCCUUUCCUGUGGCGGUCCUCAUGAGAGCCAGUUUCAUCAUAGCACUUGAUGGUUUUUGCGACUGCACUUGAAGAAACUUUUAAAGUUCUUGAAAUGUUCCUGAUUGACUGACCUUCAUGUCUUAAAGUAAUGAUGGACUGUUAUUUCUCUUUGCUUAUUUGAGCUGUUCUUGCCAUAAUAUGGACUUGGUAUUUUACCAAAUAGAGCUAUCUUCUGUAUACCACCCUUAACUGAAAGAACGGAAAGAAAUUCCACAAAUUAACUUUUAAGAAGUCACACCUGUUAAUUGAAAUGCAUUCCAGGUGACUACCUCAUGAAGCUGUUUGAGAGAAUGUUCAAAGCUGUAAUCAAGGCAAAUAUCUCAAAUGUAAAAUAUAUUUAGAUGUGUAUAACACGUUUUUGGUUACUACAUGAUUCCAUAUGUGUUAUUUCAUAGUUUUGAUGUCUUCACUAUAAUUCUACAAUGUAAAAUAGUAAAAAUAAAGAAAAGCACUGGAAUGAGUAGGUGUCCAAACUUUUGAAUGGUACUGUGUUUAUAUAUACACUAAAGGUUCAAAAGUUUGGGGUCACUUAGAAAUGUCCUUGUUUUUGAAAGAAAAGCAAAGGUUCUGUCAAUUUAAAAUAACAAAAUGUAUCAGAAAUACAGUGUAAACGGCUGAUUGUUAAUGGAAUAUCUGCAUAGACGAACAGAGGCCCAUUAUCAGCAACCAUGACUCCUGUGUUCCAAUGGCAAAUUGUGCAGAACAGUGCAAACUGGCUCUAACCAGAAUAGAAAGAGGAGUGGGAUACCUCGGUGCACAACUGAGCAAGAGGACAAGUACAUUAGUGUGCCUAGUUUGAGAAACAGACGCCUCACAAGUCCUCAACUGGCAGCUUCAUCAAAUAGUACCCAUGAAGGGAGUAGUACAUAGCGUUGUACGAGAUCUUCAGCUUCUUGGCAAUUUCUCGCAUGGAACAGCCUUCAUUUCUCAGAACAAGAAUAGACUGACGAGUUUCAGAAGAAAAUUAUUUUUUCUGGCCAUUUUGAGCAAGUAAUCGAACCCACAAAUGCUGAUGCUCCAUAUACUCAACUAGUCUAACGGACAGUUUUAUUGCUUAUUUAAUCAGAACAACAGUUUUCAGCUGUGCUAACAUAAUUUCUUAAUGUUAUUCUAAUGAUCAAUUAGCCUUUUAAAAUCAUAAACUUGGAUUAGCUAACACAACGUGCCAUUGGAACACAGGAGUGAUGGUUGCUGAUAAUAGACCUCUGUACGCCUAUGUAGAUGUUCCCUUAAAAAUCAUCCGUUUCCACCUACAAUAGUCAUUUACAACUUUAACAAUGUGUACACUGUAUUGCUGAUAAGCUUUAUGUUAUUUUAAUGGACAAAAAAAUGUGCUUUUCUUUCAAAAACAAGGAAAUUUCUAAGUGACCCCAAACUUUUGAAUGGUAGUGUAUAUACGUACGGUAUAUAAAAUGUUUAACUCAUUGUGGGCAUGUUUUUGUGAGAUUGAUUUAAAUUGACCUGUUUAUGAACUGAACACUUGUUUGACUGUAUGUUUUGUAUUCUGUUUUGUAUUUUAAGUUUGAUAUUUUAACCAGUUUUAUGUAAUAAAUGUGACUGCUUGUAAAAUGC